Syngnathus acus (greater pipefish) is the source of this 2359-nucleotide messenger RNA. Its product is annotated as growth/differentiation factor 8-like. Lineage: Eukaryota; Metazoa; Chordata; Actinopteri; Syngnathiformes; Syngnathidae. The coding region runs from base 131 to 1207 and encodes 358 amino acids. Gene Ontology annotation, molecular function: cytokine activity; growth factor activity. Gene Ontology annotation, biological process: SMAD protein signal transduction. The transcript is spliced from 3 exons. Gene Ontology annotation, cellular component: extracellular region. The record is from RefSeq and is a predicted model, not a curated record.
GGGGCGGGGGGGGGGGGGCAGUCCUACCUCUUUAAAUCUGCUUUGAGAUCAAAUAGCCAAUCAUAGAGUGCUGAGGGCAGAGACAAAAUUUCAUUAUAUAGUGUCAACCCACCAAGCACUUGUGUCCAAGAUGCUCCUCUUGCUCAGUGUGGCUGCUGCCAUUCUAUCUGCGGGCUCCUCCAGGGAGUUGAACCGGACCUCCGGGCUGAUGGCGGAAGGCAUAGAAGCGUGCUCAGCCUGCGAAUUCCGCGAGCACAGCAAGCAGAUGAGGCUGUACAGCAUCAAGUCGCAGAUCCUCAGCAUCCUACGGCUGGAGCAGGCACCCAACAUUAGCCGGGAUAUGAUCCGCCAGCUGCUGCCCAAAGCGCCGCCUCUUACGCAGCUCCUGGAUCAGUACGACCCGCGGGUGGAAGAUGAGGAGCACGCUACCACGGAGACCAUCAUCACCAUGGCAACCAAGUACUCCAUCGCAACGGGAAGGCUGUCCUAUUGCCUGUUCAGCCUCAGUCCAAAGAUCCACACAGAGAACAUUCUGAGCGCUCAGCUGUGGGUUCAUCUGCGGCCAGUCCAUAUGGUCACAACCGUCUUCCUGCAGAUCUCACGACUGAAACCCGACAGGGAGGGAAACAACACCCGGGUCAGAGUGCGCUCUUUAAAGGUGGACACCGAUGCUGGCGCCGGUUCUUGGCAGAGCAUGGACAUCAAGUCUCUGCUGCAGGCGUGGCUGCGUCAGCCAGAUAGCAACUACGCUAUCGACAUCAAUGCUUUCGACCCUCAAGGAGAAGACCUGGCAGUCACGUCAGCAGAGCCUGGAGAGGAAGGCCUGCAACCUUUCAUUGAAGUCAAAAUCCUGGACAGUCCAAAGCGAUCCCGUCGUGACUCGGGUCUAAACUGCGACGAAGAGUCAGCGGAGACGCGCUGCUGCCGUUACCCGCUCACUGUGGACUUUGAGGAGUUCGGCUGGGACUGGAUCAUCGCACCCAAGCGCUAUCGAGCUAACUACUGCUCGGGAGAGUGCGAGUUCUUGCACCUGCAGCAGUACCCGCACGCGCACCUGGUCAACAAGGCCAACCCACGCGGCACGGCGGGACCCUGCUGCACGCCCACAAAGAUGUCGCCCAUUAACAUGCUCUACUUUAACCGCAAGGAGCAGAUCAUCUACGGAAAGAUCCCGUCUAUGGUGGUGGACCACUGCGGUUGCUCCUGAUGCACUGAUGGAUUUCAAGCACCUUCAACGAUUUGUAACGUCAGCAGAGUACUGUGCUGGAUGAUUGGACAGCGCUACCUUGACUUAAUGAGGAUUUUUCUUUUUAGUUAGGGGGGGGGACACCGCUUCAUAAUUUUUUUGCUUUAUGAAACUAGAUCUGACCGAGUAAAAUUGAAAAAGGGUACACUCGGAUCUGCCCUCCUUCUGCAUUGUGUUGCUAACCUGCUAGCUCUAACAGCUCAGGAGCUAGCCACGAUUUUGUAAAAACAAACUAGUGAUCCAAGAAAGAGUAAAAUUCUGACUGACAUGCUUUCAUGGUGAUCAAGCCAAAUCCACGUAAGCUUCAAUAAGGCACACCGUGACUUUUGGCGUACAGUAAAUGCACUUCAAGCUGGAGUUGCUAGCAAGAAUUGAACGUAACCUCACUUCAGUUCACUGACGUACGUAAAUGGCAGCACGUCAAUGCUGCUCUAUUGCUCGCAUGACUUGUUGAUGAUGGAAUGUGGCCAAAAAUUAAGUGUCUGGUGUUGUAUUUUUUUCUGGGGGGGGGGUUAAAAACAAGCAAUGAACUCAUAUCAGCGAGCUUAUCAACUUACUUGACCUGAUUAAAGCUGUCACUUGGGUAACUUCGCUUGCAGUCGUAUGCGGCCGUCCAUAUGUUAAGACAUAAAGCGUUGUUGUUAUUGUUGUACCACAGCAAACGCUAUCUUUAAUAAAACCGGUUUAUUUCUUUAUACAGCCUACACAAUUUUUUUCAUAAUUAAAACACAAAAAAAUUUGUUAUUUGAGGGAACUGGAACAAUAGGGAACAAUGAUUAGCUAGGAGCAUGGUCACGAAACAAUGUAAACUCAUAAGUCAAGGUAACACUGUAUUUGGUUUGAUCCAAAGAUGCGAGAUGUGUGGGCCGCCCUGCUGCUUUCUGUCUGGUUUGAGUUUUGGCCCAAAAAAAAAGCCUGCAGGAUGUCAAGCAUGUGCCUUUAUUUGAUCAACAAUGAACCGAGUGCUCUUUCCCCCUUGCUUGCAAAACAAAUGCUAAGAAUCAAACGCCAUUAAUUUAUCAAGAAACUUAGGGAGGCUGUGUAUAAUUUGUAACCACUUUAUAGAUAUACUUGAGCGAGCAAUAGUUUUCAUAUUCAUCCAAACACAAAAAA